UCAUUUUAAAGAACUGCUACUUCGAACUUCGUUUCCCAGGAGGCAAUGCAAACAUUCAAUGCGUCAGGUGUAGCUGUCCAGACAAACGGAGAGGGGGACUCAGCGAUAUGCUUUUAAUGCGGUCUCUAUUUUAAAGAUUAUUUAGCUAAGUCAGAGGAGACCCGGCCGUCGCUCACCUGGCCCAAUUUAGCGAACCCCAUCCCCCCCGCCCCGACACCCUUGCGCACAGUCAUGAGCGGCAGCGGGCGGCCCAGGGCCAGCUCGUUUGCCGAGCCACCCGGUGCUCCAGGAGCCGCUGCAGCCGCUGCCGGAUCGGCCACUGCGGGGGGGAACACUGCAGGGAAGUCCGGGGCUGCACAGGCCUCAGGGAGCAGUUCGUCUGGGUUCGGAAACUUGAAAUUAAGCAGAGACAGCAGCAAGGUGACCACGGUGGUGGCCACGCCGGGGCAGGGGCCCGACCGCCCGCAGGAGGUGUCCUACACGGACCACAAGGUGAUCGGGAACGGCUCCUUCGGCGUGGUGUACCAGGCGCGCCUCAUCGACAGCCAGGAGAUGGUGGCCAUCAAGAAGGUUCUGCAGGACAAGAGGUUCAAGAACCGUGAGUUACAGAUCAUGAGGAAGCUGGACCACUGCAACAUCGUCAGGCUGCGCUACUUCUUCUACUCCAGCGGGGAGAAGAAAGAUGAGGUGUACCUGAACCUGGUGCUGGACUUUGUCCCAGAGACGGUGUACAGGGUGGCUCGGCACUUCAACAAGGCCAAGACGACCAUCCCUGUAAUCUACGUCAAGGUGUACAUGUACCAGCUGUUCCGCAGCCUGGCCUAUAUCCAUUCCCAGGGCGUCUGCCACAGAGACAUCAAACCCCAGAACCUGCUGGUGGACCCGGAGACCGCCAUCCUGAAGCUCUGCGAUUUCGGGAGUGCCAAACAGCUGGUGCGUGGGGAGCCCAACGUGUCCUACAUCUGCUCGCGGUACUACCGCGCCCCCGAGCUCAUCUUCGGGGCCACCGACUACACCUCCAACAUCGACAUCUGGUCGGCGGGCUGCGUGCUGGCCGAGCUGCUGCUGGGGCAGCCCAUCUUCCCCGGGGACAGCGGGGUGGACCAGCUGGUGGAGAUCAUCAAGGUCUUGGGGACCCCGACGAGGGAACAGAUCCGCGAGAUGAACCCCAACUACACGGAGUUCAAAUUCCCACAGAUCAAAGCACACCCCUGGACAAAGGUGUUCAAGCCUCGCACGCCCCCGGAGGCCAUCAUGCUGUGCUCGCGGCUGCUGGAGUACACGCCGGUGCGGCGGCUGUCGCCCCUGGAGGCCUGCGCCCACGCCUUCUUCGAGGAGCUGCGCCAGCCCGGCGCCCGCCUGCCCAGCGGCCGCGACCUGCCCCAGCUCUUCAACUUCAGCCCCGUGGAGCUGUCCAUUCAGCCCCAGCUCAACCCCAUGCUCAUUCCUCCUCACGCCCGCGCACAGGCCACGCCCACCUCGCACGAGGGCGGUGUGUCCGACAGCCCAGCCCAGCCCAGCUCAGCGCCAGGACCUCUUAGCAACAGCACCUGAACACUUGCCCAUCUGUGCCCCUCCCCUCCCCCAUACUUCCCUGAAACUCUUCUGUUUGUCUGUCUCCCCCUCCAGACCUCCUUUUCUCCCACUGCCUCCUCUCCUCCUCCUCAUUCCUCUUUUUAUUCCUUACCGGCUCCAAACUGUAGUAAGCAGAUAAUACACUUUGACACACAUGCACACAGACACGCACCGAUUAGCCCGUUAGCCCAGCCCAUGACCUCACUGCAGCUCUAGUGUAAGUGUUCAGUUCUGCGGUAGGGUAGCAGAGUGGGAGUGUCAUUGUCACAGACAGUGACCCCCGUCAGUCCAGUUUUCAUGCACCAGUUAGACUGCCUGGUCAGUGGAAGCCUCACUUUGGUCCAGUAUCCGUACCCGAUGAACCAAGCUAGUUCUGAUCAGCGACUCAUCCGUCUGGGUCCCUCUGAAUCUCAUUAUUGCCGGUAAUGAUAUCUGCAACGUACCAGAUUGUUUCUUUUUCUUUUUUUUUUUUUUUUUUUUUUAAACAGGAGUUUUAAUAAGGGAAGGGGCAGGUGGUCUGUAUAGUUAGCACAAUUUUUUCUCAGUUUUUUUUUUUUUUUUUUUUUUUUUAAGAAAUGUUAAUUUAUUUGACUCUUUAGACUUUGUUUUUAUGACGACGACAAUGAAAAGAUAUCAGUGUUCUGGCAGUGCGUACCGCAGGGUCGACGCCCGAUUGCACAGUGUAAGGGUUACUCUCCCCUCCCCGCGGCUCUCUUGCCCUCUCCUGCUUUGACACGGUAGCUCAGGACCAACAACACUGAUGACUAGCGCUGGACCCCCCCGGCCCAAAUCGCAGUCCCGGGAGCCCGGGAGCUCGUUCGCACACACACAACCGUAGCGUGGAUUCGUACUGUACCAAUAUCUCAGCUGCUGCUACUCUACCAGUUAAGGCCAGUUUGUGAUGGCGCUCUGUUUCAGAACAGGCUGAGGGGGGAGCUCUCUGCCGCAAUCGGAGAAGGCGUCCCCUGCUGUGUUAGACCAGUGCCCAGGCAUGGCACGCCUCAAGUUCAGUUGGAAAAGCGUUCAUCCUCUGUAGUCCUCCAUGCUUCUGUCUGUUCUUAAAUGGUCAGUUUACGAGCUAAAACAGGGUCAUUUCCUCAUGGUUAUAUAAAUGGAGAAAGAGGCUGAGGUUUUUAUACUUUUUAUUAAAUUUUAUUUAAAAAAACAAAAUGGAAACUGCUUUUUUUUUUACAUGCCUGUAAAUGUAUUUAUUUUUCUUUUUGAAUGGACAUUGAAGUUUAUUAUUAUUAAUUUUUUAAUUUUUUUGUCAGGUUUAAGUUAGGAUGGAGAUGGGCUGUGAGUUGUGUAUUAACAUCCAAAUGUCCCACAGGGGCUAGAGCUGUUGCUGGUUGUUUUAUAGAACUGUUUGACAUUCAAAAGUGUCCAUGCGAAAAGUCUUAAUGUUAAUCGUUUUAGGAGGGACCUUUUUAAAAUGGAGUCUGCACAGCCGACCACCACCACGUGUACAUAAAUGCAUCAGUGUCAGUAAAGCGGACAUCAAAGUAAACGGAGGGGAGCUCUUAGGAUCACACCUAUUUAUCAAGGGAGCAAGGGGCCCGGGAGAGCUGGCUAGCGCGUGUUUGCGUUGGGGCCAAGUACCAGCCGCGUCAGGUUCAGGCUGCGUUAGAUAAGUGUUUGAGCACUCUGGUGCACUGAAGCUAGGGUAGAUGACUGGCAGACACGGCUGUGUUCAUUCGGUUUGGCAAGGUGCAAACUGCCCGUUCUCUGUUGUGCGAACGCUACCUCACACCGUCUCAUCCACAUAAGUCUUGCCCUUUUUUUUUUCUUUUUCUUCUUUUCUUUAACCAGAUGAUGAUUGCACUUGCAUGCCAUGGUAUGCACUUUUGUGCGUGUGUGCGUGCAUGCUUGCUUGUCUGUCUGUGAACGAUCGAGAGGGAGAGAGAGAGAGAACGUGAGAUUGAGUGAGAAAAGUAUGACUGAAUUGUCGGUGACUCGUGUGUAUCAGCAGUCUCAAUGUGCGGUGCAUAUUGAGCGGCUGUCAUGUUUUGUGUAUCCAAAAAUCUUGAUUGCAUGAAUUAUAGAGUGCUGUCCUCAUCACCGCUGUUCACAUCAGUAGGAAUUCAACGGUGGUUGGUUGUUACAUUAGUCUUAAUAUUCACUCUACCACUUGCCCCUCACUCCCACUGCUACAGAGAUGGAAAGCUUAGCUGGAUUCUUACCUUACCCUGUCUCUUUUUGGAGCCACCUUUCCCUUCCUCCCCCUUUACCUUUCUUCUGAAAUUAAUCUGUAAAUAUCGACUACCUUAAUUUUUUUUUUUUUUUGUUAUUGUUAUAUUGUGUUCUUUUUCUCUUGCGUAGGAGGGCUGGUUUGGGUGUGACCGGCCUUCAAUCACUUCAGUCUCAAGUCUGUAAAUAUGGUUAUUUUAAGUCCUGGGGUCAAAGAGGAGAAAAAAAAAAACGGUCUUUUAAAUUUUUUUUUUCUCUAAUCUCUCUCCCACCAUUUCUAUCUGGCUGUCUAUACCACCUCUCCUCAUCAAAUGUAAUUUUGUUGCUGUUGCUUUUAUUUAUUUUUUGUGUUGGGGAUUCUUUUUUUUUUUUUUCCUUGACAUGUAAUGUUGUCAAGUUCACCAUAUUCAGAUAGUGUCUUUAGAAAGAUCUGAGACAUCCAGUCAGCACUGUACAGUGAUUCUGGAGCCGUGAUACAUCAAACCAGUUUAAUGUGAAAGUGUACCUUCGUGGUUUUAAGAUUUACAGUGGUGGCGCGGGUGAACAUGGCCUGCGUUCCUGAAUGUGCCCGAGCCGUCUAGGACAGCGUGGGGAAUGUGUGCAUUCGUCGCGCGGACACGGACAUGAAUGGAACCCAGGAGACGAUGCGUUUCGCGCCCUCUCUUUUCUUUCCUCUCCCCACAUGAGCAGUGUUGUUGAAAGCCGGUGUGAAAUAUCUGUGAAAUGUGUGCGUGCGUCUGAGAGCUUGGACCUGCUGCUUGUGCGCGUGUCUGAGAGAAAAGUGCGUAAGCGUCAGAAUCGUCAGUGUCUGCGGAUUGAGAGCACGUUCCCCGAUAUUGUUCCCGUCUUAGUGUUUGUUCCCAGUUGUACUGCCAGCCCCAAAUGAAGAAAUGACUGUACAUUUUUCUUUUAACCGUAUUUUAUGGGUUGAUUUUAAUUUUUUUUUUUUUUUUUGCGUUCCUAUUCUGACAGCCUGCCCUGGGUGGAUGUUGGGAGGGAGAGGGAGACUGUGUUUGUUGGUAUAAAAUGAACUCAUUAAAGUGAUGAAACUCAAA
Anguilla rostrata (American eel) is the source of this 4817-nucleotide messenger RNA. Its product is annotated as glycogen synthase kinase-3 beta-like. The coding region runs from base 232 to 1554 and encodes 440 amino acids. Lineage: Eukaryota; Metazoa; Chordata; Actinopteri; Anguilliformes; Anguillidae. Gene Ontology annotation, biological process: insulin receptor signaling pathway; negative regulation of canonical Wnt signaling pathway; negative regulation of TOR signaling. The transcript is spliced from 10 exons. The record is from RefSeq and is a predicted model, not a curated record. Gene Ontology annotation, molecular function: protein serine/threonine kinase activity; ATP binding. Gene Ontology annotation, cellular component: axon; cytosol; nucleus.